This is a messenger RNA of Dioscorea cayenensis subsp. rotundata (Guinea yam), 366 nucleotides long. RefSeq lists its product as uncharacterized. The record is from RefSeq and is a predicted model, not a curated record. Bases 1 to 366 code for a protein of 121 amino acids. NCBI's taxonomy places the organism in Eukaryota, Viridiplantae, Streptophyta, Magnoliopsida, Dioscoreales, Dioscoreaceae. The transcript is spliced from 6 exons.
AUGAGUACUAAGCUGGAGGCAAUGGAAGAAUUUUUGAAGUCCAAAUAUUUUGAUGAACACAAGGCAGUGAGGGAAAUGGUUGCAAAGAUUGAUGAUCCUCGUAAAGCGAAGGAACAAAGUGAGACAAAUAGAACAAAUCGUUCAAAAUCUGAUGAACCCCAUUGUGCAGGAACAAGAUCAUUCCCUACUAUAAUCCAAACUGUGACUGAAGAAUCUAAUGGAAUUCCACCAUCACGUGCUGAAAUGUAUAUACGCACUCGUACCCGUAAAGAUGGAAGUGUUGUGAAUGAAAAAGUAGCUUCUAUUGUGGAACUUAUGAAGAAAGGAUUAAGUGAAAGUGAUUCACAAGAUCCUAAAAAGGUUUAA